Necator americanus (New World hookworm) is the source of this 333-nucleotide messenger RNA. RefSeq lists its product as uncharacterized. Lineage: Eukaryota; Metazoa; Nematoda; Chromadorea; Rhabditida; Ancylostomatidae. The record is from RefSeq and is a predicted model, not a curated record. Bases 1 to 333 code for a protein of 110 amino acids. The transcript is spliced from 3 exons.
AUGAUUGCGAGCGGUCUUGUGAGAGACGAGGAAGACAGUCCUGGCACAGCAAAAACAGGGAAUGACGUAAUGUUGUCUUCAUCGUUCGUCGAACACGCAGCCCUCGGUUUCGCAUUUGCCGUCCUGUCAUUAUUCGUAUUGGCGUUUGCCAUUAUUGCUGUGGUUUUGGUCACCAUCACAAACAGUUGCUGGUGGAAUUGCGAUACGGAAGGCGAUCCAUUGAUGGAAGACUACAACUCGUUGUUUCCUCAGGGAGAGGAAGAUUGUGAAGCACACACGGAGCCUAUAGAUACUGUCAUUGGGAACACUCCUAGAGAUGCUGAAAUUGUUUGA